Molecule: messenger RNA, 7578 nt
Organism: Microcebus murinus (gray mouse lemur)
Lineage: Eukaryota; Metazoa; Chordata; Mammalia; Primates; Cheirogaleidae
Gene: PRDM1
Product: PR/SET domain 1
Biological process (GO): regulation of transcription by RNA polymerase II; cell fate commitment
Cellular component (GO): nucleus; cytoplasm
Molecular function (GO): DNA-binding transcription repressor activity, RNA polymerase II-specific; RNA polymerase II cis-regulatory region sequence-specific DNA binding; protein binding
Source: RefSeq, a predicted model, not a curated record
CAGACUCAUUAAGUAUUAGGAAAAAUGGAGCUAGAAGAGUUGGGUCACUUCCUUUUUCUACCUGUGCUGAGAAAUGCUGAGGCUCACCCACAAGUGUCCGGGGUCCCCAUAGACACACGGAAUUCUGAGCAAAUGUGAUGAAAUUGGUUAAAUAUUUGGCCCUGGAAAUGCAGCCUGUAGGUGGUUAGUGAUGGCGAUAUGGACUACAUGUGAAUCUUGAUUUAGCAACUCAUUAGAACUUUGUGAUGAAAGGAAACAGUUUGCUGCUUGCUUCAAGGGUAGGUUCAUUUGCAUUGCUCUGCAAGGAAGUAGUAAUGAGUCACCAAGCCUUAGAUUUCACCCCUUCUUGAUUUCUUGCUGAGUUAACUUUAAUUGAAUGGUAGAGUUAUCACAAAUGAAUUAUCCUGAAAGUAAAUGCCAUUAGGGAAGGAUGGGUGGAAGAUGGGGCUGGGGAAUGGAUGAGGACCACAGGACCAGUCCUAUUUAAAUGCAUCUGAGCUAUGAAACUACUACGUUUGACAGUAUUAGGAAAAAUACUCAAAAUCAUGUGAGAUCAUAAGCUUUCCUGUAACAUCCAGCCAAAAGGUCUGGCCAGUACAAUUUCCUUUGGAAUAUCAAGGUUAGAGAGGACCCCAGAGGUGAGCUAAUUAGAUGGAAUCCUUGAGUAAAGUGUGAACAGAGAAAAGUCAGACUGCUUUCUCCUUCCCCAUAGGUGUCUCUGGGAUAUUCAGCUUCCUCAAUUAGAAAAUGAAGGUAUGCUUACUUAAAUUUAGUAAGCAUUUUAACUUACACAAAAUGUACAUUAUUUAAAUUAUUUUUAAAAAGAACAGCUGCCUGGUAACAACAAAAAUUGUGUUAUGCUUGCUUCAGCUGGUCUUUUUGCCUGGAACACUUAUAUCAUUUAAACAAGUAUCAUAAAAGACUUCUGCUAGUGAAUCACUUAGAAGCUAUUUCUAAGAAGCAAUUUCUUUAACCCAGCAAGUUUUGUGCUUUUAGAAAUCUAUUUUACUAUUACCCAAGCAGAGAGCAGUUAUAGAUUCACUAAGAUUCAUGUGCUCGAAAUUUUUAUUUAAUAAUUGCUCAUGCUUAAAAUAUAUUCACCACAUGACUUAUAAUGGAGAAAACAUAAGUGUAUUUUUGCCUUUAUUGCCCAUAAAUUCUUCUUGGAAGUGAGCUAUAUAAUUCUUAGAGUCAAAGGUCUGAAUUAAGAUGAUCCAGCAUAAGUUUCAUUAACGUAUGGUCAUUUUUAAGAAGGCGAGAAACACCUAAGAAUCUCCCCUCACUGUCCCAGUUCCCUGUUUCUUUUAAAGGUUCACAGUAUGUAACUGAAAGUCUUUCCUGGGUAGGAUUUAUUUGAAUCACUCUUUCACAUGCAAAGGAUAUUGUAGGAGAUAACUUCCCACAUGUUGUUAAAAGCAUCCUGAUUUUGCUGGCAGGAAUAUGAACAUCUGUUGUGAGGAAAGAAAAAGUUCCAUGCAAAUUACACAGUCAAAGAAGAGAAGGGAUGUUCAAGUUGAGAAACCAGUGACAUUUCUUGUAACUGUACUAUGAGUCAGCACAUUUUUUAUCUUCUUGAUAAUAUAUGGAAAUGCAGUGAGGUGGUAGGGAACAGUGUUCAUUGUAUGUGUGCAUUAUUUCAUUUUCUUGUGGGUGUGUGUAUGUGUGUGUGACUUCAUGCCAUCAACAUUUCUGAGGAUACAGUAAAUUGUAGUCCGUGGAAGACUGACUGGAAUCAACAUACCCGUAGCUUUAGAAAGCAGUUUCCGCCUGGGCGAAGAGUGCAAGAGCGAUGGAACCCCAUGUUCCUGGAAGUUUGCACAUCAGAGUAAACAAACUUGAAAACCCCUCUUGAUAGCAGAAUUUACCCAGCCUUGUUCCAUUUUCUCUUAACAAAACACACCGCAAAAGCUCUCACAAGCUGCUUUGAUGAAGCCACAUGUAUUUCCCCCUUCACAAUUUACAGGAAGUUACUCUUAAAAGAAAGUGAUUCUGGUGUUUACUGCCUGUGUUAAAGGGCCAGAGUGCCCUUUUAUUUCUGAUAACAUUUGAACGAAAUGCAGAAACAAUUUGUAGACUAAUAUAGUCGGUAUGUGAGUAAGAAUAAAGCAGUAACCUACUGUCUUGUUAGAGCAAAAUUUCUGCUACAAACAGUGCCCUACAACUUGGAGACUACAAGUUUCAGGUAACCAGGUGUUGUAUAUGUGUAAGGAAAUGUCUUAAAUCUGAAGCUCUUAAGAGGCGGUACCUCCAAAAAGAGGGAGAGAGAAACUUCUGUGGAAGGAUAAGGAGUUGGUAGUUUCUACUACUAAGAGUAUAUAUUUUAGUUUUUUCCUAUUCCUUUCUUAACUCUGCUUUUUGACCAAGUGGCCUGAAUGCAUCUGUUAAGCAGAAAUAGUGUGACUCUAGGACAAGUUUCAAAUUUGAAUUCUUCGUUAUGCGUUGCCUUUAAGAAAGGACAUACUCUGUUCCUGUUCUUUUUCCAAAAGCACACGCCUGUGGCUCUGAGUGUGGUGUUUUAGUCAACCUCCUCACAGAUAAGGGUGCUGUCUCCUCCCUCCUUUGGCUGGAAAGAAAAGCACAAGGCUGAACAUGUUUCUCACGAGGAAAAGUGACUGCUCAGUAGACUGUCAAUUCUGGCUGCUGUCCCGGUGUUCACUUUGUUAUGGCAGGUGAAGUUCACCUUUGCCCCGCCCAGUGUUUCCACAAAAAGGCAAGGUUCCAAGUAUUCAUAUGAACAAGUGUUACUGUAGGACUCGCAGGGUUGGGGGUGGAGGAUGUUUGCAUAGUUUAAGCCUUGGGCGGAGGUGUAGGAAAUGGCAAGUACAGAGGCCGUAGAAAAAGUUGAGAGACUCAGUUUGACGUCGUCAGUCGCCUUGGUCUUCUACCCAGUGACUCAAAGCACUAAAAGUCAUCGUCAUCGGAACUGAAGUUAGCAGCAUCGCCCGUUUGCCAUUCACUGCUGUAGCCAAAGUAGUACUCUGUGGUGGUUUAAUCGGUUUGAGGUAGCUCCUUAAAUGAGAAUCUGUGUUUCAUUCUUCUGUUACUUUUCCCGAAUAUGAAAAGACGAUAAAGCUGAAAUGGAAAAGAUCUAUUCCAGAGGGGAGCUUCACCACUUCAUUGAUGGCUUUAAUGAGGAGAAAAGCAACUGGAUGCGCUAUGUGAACCCAGCACACUCUGCCCGGGAGCAAAACCUGGCUGCGUGUCAGAACGGCAUGAACAUCUAUUUCUACACCAUUAAGCCCAUCCCUGCCAACCAGGAACUUCUUGUGUGGUACUGUCGGGACUUUGCAGAAAGGCUUCACUACCCUUAUCCCGGAGAGCUGACAAUGAUGAGUCUCACACAAACACAGAGCAACACGAAGCAACAGAGCACUGAGAAAAAUGAACUUUGCCCAAAGAAUGUCCCAAAGAGAGAGUACAGCGUGAAAGAAAUCCUAAGAUUGGACUCCAACCCCUCCAAAGGAAAGGAUUUCUACUCUUCUAACAUUUCACCCUUCACUUCAGAAAAGGACAUGGACGACUUUAGGAAAAACGGGAGCCCCGAAAUGCCCUUCUACCCUCGUGUUGUCUAUCCCAUCCGGGCCCCUCUGCCUGAAGACUUUUUAAAAGCUUCCCUGCCCUAUGGGCUGGAGAGACCAACUUACAUCACUCACUCCUCCCUCCCGUCCUCCACCACUCCCAGUCCCUCGGCAAGAAGCAGCCCUGACCAAAGCCUAAAAAGCUCCAGCCCUCACAGCAGCCCGGGGAACACGGUGUCCCCUGUGGCUCCCGGCUCACAAGAACACCGGGACGCCUACACGUACUUGAACGCGCCCUACGGCCCGGAAGGUUUGGGCUCCUACCCCGGAUACCCACCCCUGCCCCACCUGCCGCCAGCUUUCAUCCCCUCCUACAAUGCUCACUACCCCAAGUUCCUCUUGCCCCCCUAUGGCAUGAAUUGUAACAGCCUGGGCACAGUGGGCAACAUGAAUGGCAUCAACAACUUCAGCCUCUUCCCGAGGCUGUGCCCUGUCUACAGUAACCUCCUCGGAGGGGGCAGCUUGCCCCACCCCAUGCUCAACCCAGCUGCUCUCCCAAGUUCGCUGCCCUCGGACGGAGCCCGGAGGUUGCUGCAGCCGGAGCAUCCCAGGGACGUGCUUGUCCCGGCGCCGCACAGUGCCUUUUCCCUCACCGGGGCUGCUGCCAGCAUGAAGGACAAGACCUGCAGCCCCACGAGCGGGUCUCCCACAGCGGGCACAGCCGCCACGGCAGAACACGUGGUGCAGCCCAAAGCUACCUCAGCGGUGAUGGCAGCCCCCAGCAGUGACGAAGCCAUGAAUCUCAUUAAGAACAAAAGGAACAUGACGGGCUACAAGACACUUCCCUACCCACUGAAGAAGCAGAAUGGCAAGAUAAAGUAUGAAUGCAACGUUUGCGCCAAGACUUUUGGCCAGCUCUCCAAUCUGAAGGUCCACCUGAGAGUGCACAGUGGAGAACGGCCGUUCAAAUGUCAGACUUGCAACAAGGGCUUUACUCAGCUUGCCCACCUACAGAAACACUACCUGGUACACACGGGAGAAAAGCCACACGAAUGCCAGGUCUGCCACAAGCGAUUCAGCAGCACCAGCAAUCUUAAGACCCACCUGCGACUCCACUCCGGAGAGAAACCUUACCAAUGCAAGGUGUGCCCUGCCAAGUUCACCCAGUUUGUGCACCUGAAACUGCACAAGCGUCUCCACACCCGGGAGCGGCCCCACAAGUGUACCCAGUGCCACAAGAGCUACAUCCACCUCUGCAGCCUCAAGGUCCACCUGAAGGGGAACUGCCCCGUGGCCCCGGCCAACGGGCUGCCCUUGGAGGACCUGACUCGAAUUAAUGAAGAAAUCGAGAAGUUUGACAUCAGCGACAAUGCUGACCGGCUCGAUGAUGUGGAGGACGACAUCAAUGUGACCUCUGUGGUGGAGAAAGAAAUUCUGGCCGUGGUCAGAAAAGAGAAAGAAGAAACUGGCAUGAAAGUUUCUUUGCAAAGAAACAUGGGGAAUGGACUCCUCUCCUCGGGGUGUAGCCUGUAUGAGUCAUCAGACCUGUCCCUCACGAAGCUGCCUCCCAGCCACCCACUACCUCUGGUACCUGUAAAGGUCAAACAAGAAACAGUAGAACCAAUGGAUCCUUAAGAUUUUCAGACAACAAGUGUUUUGUUUCUUAAGUUAUGACUUGGCGAGUCAGGGUGCCGGUAGCAAAUUACUUGUACAUAAUUCCAGUUCUGCAAAGCUCUCCUGACGGCAAGUGGUUUCUCCUCACCUCUCUGGAAUUAAAGAAGGAACUCCAAAGUUACUGAAAUCUCAGGGCAUGAACAAGGCAAAGACUAUAUAUAUAUAUAUAAAUAUAUACAUAUUAUAUAUGCUUAUUUACACCCAUGUCUAUAUAUUUGAACCUGUGUAUUUUGAAUAUUUGUGUGGAUAUGUUUGCAUAGCCUUCCCAUUACUAAGACUAUUGCCUAGCCAUAAUUAUUUUUUCAAUGAUAAUCCUUCAUAAUUUAUUAUACAAUUUAUCAUUCGAAAGCAAUAAUUAAAAAACAGUUUACAAUGACUGGAAAGAUUCCUUGUAAUUUGAGUAUAAAUUGUUGUAUUUUUGUUUUGUGGCCAUUCUUUGUAGAUAAUUUCUGCCCAUCUAUUGAAGUACCUAAGAUUUAGUAAACAAACACGUGACUUCAGUCAACCUCUAUAAUAAUGGUUUGAAAAUGAGGUUUUGGUAUUGCCAAAGUUAGACAGUUGAUGUGUUAAUUCAUAGGAUCGUAUCAUUUGAACAGCAUUGUAUGUAACUUGGGGAUAUGUGUGCAGAAUUACCCAAUAAUAACUUGAGUAGAAGAAACGAGAAAGGGAAUCUUGAAUAUUUUUGUUGAUGUUUUUCACCAGCCACAAUUUUACCAGAAAGGUGACAGGAAGGCUGCGCCAAUCUGUCUCUCUCCAAAAGAGCAGGGUCCUCCCACCCAACCCCCAAGUCCUGUGACCAUUCAGAGUGGCCACAUGACUUUUGCAUCCCAAUGUAUUAUCUGAAAAUGUGAAGAAGACAAAAUGCCAUGUUUGAGACCACUGUGUGAACCUUUUCCAAAACACAGGUGGUUUUGUAUGUGUGAGGUCUGGGGGCUUGAGUCUGGAUGUUGUUUUGUUGUUGGUUUUUGUUUUUUUAAUGUCAAAAUUGCACAAACAUGGUGCUCUACCAGGAAGGAUUUGAGGUAGAUCAGCUCAGGCCACACUUUGAAAACAAAAAUAAAAAACGGGUAUUCUGGUCAUCUUGGGGUAAAAGCAGGUAAUGAACAUUCCUAUCCCCGACACAUCAAUUGUAUUUUUUUCUGUAAAACUUGGAUUUUCCUCAGUAUUUGUGUUUUUACAUUUUAUGGUUAAUUUAAUUGAAGUUGAAGGGGCAUUGCGAAGUUGUUUGACAACAGUUACCUCAUUGAGUAUGUCCAGUAGUGCAGGAUAUGAUGUCUUAUCUAAUGAUUUGCUACUCUAGAGGAGAAACCAAGUAAGUGUGCUCUGGAAAGAUAGACUAUGUGUCAUUCUGUCUUUUACUCUGCUCAGCCCAAAGAUUACAUGUUGGCGUGUAAGGUGUAGCAAAGAAUGAUGUAUAUUUAUAAAUCUAUUUAUACCACUAUACCACGUGUAUAUAUAAUAUAUUUAUAACCACUUAAAUUGUGAGCCAAGCCAUGUAAAAGAACCUACUUUUCCUAAGGGCAAAAAAAAACAAAAAAACAAAAAAACCACCUUUCUGAGACUUUGCUUAAUACUUGAUGACUUCACAAUCACACAGGUGUGCUUGGGCACUCCUCGCCUAUUGUAAGAGACCCUAAAACUUUGGUGCAAAGGUGGGGACCACAUGACAACCAGGGAGAAAGAGCUACAUUGUUCUUUAUUGUUAAGGACUAAAACAGCUUUAUUUUUGUUUUGCCACAUGAUGAUUAUGUGGUCACACCCAAGUAACAGAAAUAAAAAUCUCAUUAUUAAUUCCUUUACCACUGUAACUUUGCUCUCUUCCUGUCUCUCCUUCCUAUUGAUGCCUCAUGAUUCAGUCUCUGUUAUAACUAUAUUUGACAUUUUAUUCAUGUCAACUAAUAAUCACCUGCAGAAGAGAACAAAUUUGAAUCAUCCAGGGGAACCCGAGAGCCUUACUGAUCUGUUACUAGCAAGACUGACAACUAUGUAGGUAUCAGUGUUUGAUAAUCAGUCCUUAACUGUAGGUAAACCAAAGCAUCCCAUCGACACUGACACCAAAUAGUUUUUAUUUCCAACUACUCAUUUGUUCUUUUUCUCCUUUUGUGCUUUCUUAGACUGUACUGGAGAGUUUUGAUAAAGACUUCUUGCUUCUCUCACCAUCUGUCUUUCCCUUUUUGGCCUCUUACAUGUGAAUGUUGAGCCCACAAUCAACAGUGGUUUUAUUUUUUUUUUUUUUCCUCUACUCAAAGUUAAAAUUGACCAAAGUUAUUGGCUUUUUACUUUGCUAGAACAACAAACUAUCUUAUGUUUACAUACUGGUUUACAUUGUUAUUUAUGUGCAAAUUGUCAAAAUGUAAAUUAAAUAUAAAUGUUCAUGCUUUACCAA